Molecule: messenger RNA, 3398 nt
Organism: Ruditapes philippinarum (Manila clam)
Lineage: Eukaryota; Metazoa; Mollusca; Bivalvia; Venerida; Veneridae
Product: spidroin-1-like
Exons: 1
Source: RefSeq, a predicted model, not a curated record
GGGAGCAAGGCCGGGGCAAAAGGGAGGGGGACAACGGGAGGGGGGCGGCGGGGCACAGAGGAAAAGGCGGAAAGCCCGAACCCAAGGAACACGGCCAGGAGAGCGCCGCAGGGCGAGGGCACGGGCCAGCGAGGGGCGGGGCGGGAGAGAAAGGGCGGAAAAAAACAGCAAGGGGACGAGCGGACCGGGCAAAAGCCAGGGGACCAAGGCCAAGGCAAAGGCGAGGGGGACAACGAGAGAGGGGCGGCGGGGCACAGGAAAAGGCCGAAAGCCCGAACCAAGGAAGAGGGCCAGGAGAGGGCCGCAGGGCGGGGCAGGGGGGCACCGGCGAGGGGGCGGGCGCGAGGGAAAGGGCGGGAAGAAACAGCAGAGGCACGAGGCGACCAGGCAAAAACCAGGGGAGCAAGGCCGGGGCAAAGGGGAGGGGGGACAACGGGAGGGGGGCGGCGGGGCACAGGAGAAGGCGGAAAGCCCGAACCCAAGGAACACGGCCAGGAGAGCGCCGCAGGGCGAGGGCACGGGCCAGCGAGGGCGGGGGCGGGAGAGAAAGGGCGGAAAAAAACAGCAAGGGGACGAGCGGACCGGGCAAAAAGCCAGGGGACCAAGGCCAAGGCAAAGGCGAGGGGGGACAACGAGAGAGGGGCGGCGGGGCACAGGAAAAGGCCGAAAGCCCGAACCCAAGGAAGAGGGCCAGGAGAGGGCCGCAGGGCGGGGCAGGGGGGCACCGGCGAGGGGGGCGGGCGCGAGGGAAAGGGCGGGAAGAAAACAGCAGAGGCACGAGCCGACCAGGCAAAAACCAGGGGAGCAAGGCCGGGGCAAAGGGGAGGGGGACAACGGGAGGGGGGCGGCGGGCACAGGAGAAGGCGGAAAGCCCGAACCCAAGGAACACGGCCAGGAGAGCGCCGCAGGGCGAGGGCACGGGCCAGCGAGGGGCGGGGGGGGAGAGAAAGGGCGGAAAAAAACAGCAAGGGGACGAGCGGACCGGGCAAAAAACCCAGGGGACCAAGGCCAAGGCAAAGGCGAGGGGGACAACGAGAGAGGGGCGGCGGGGCACAGGAAAAGGCCGAAAGCCCGAACCCAAGGAAGAGGGCCAGGAGAGGGCCGCAGGCGCGGGGCAGGGGGGCACCGGCGAGGGGGCGGGCGCGAGGGAAAGGGCGGGAAGAAAACAGCAGAGGCACGAGCCGACCAGGCAAAAACCAGGGGAGCAAGGCCGGGGCAAAGGGGAGGGGGACAACGGGAGGGGGGGCGGGGCACAGGAGAAAGGCGGAAAGCCCGAACCCAAGGAACACGGCCAGGAGAGCGCCGCAGGGCGAGGGCACGGGCCAGCGAGGGGCGGGGGCGGGAGAGAAAGGGCGGAAAAAACAGCAAGGGACGAGCGGACCGGGCAAAAGCCAGGGGACCAAGGCCAAGGCAAAGGCGAGGGGGGACAACGAGAGAGGGGCGGCGGGGCACAGGAAAAGGCCGAAAGCCCGAACCCAAGGAAGAGGGCCAGGAGAGGGCCGCAGGGCGGGGGCAGGGGGGCACCGGCGAGGGGGCGGGCGCGAGGGAAAGGGCGGGAAGAAACAGCAGAGGCACGAGCCGACCAGGCAAAAACCAGGGGAGCAAGGCCGGGGCAAAGGGAGGGGGACAACGGGAGGGGGCGGCGGGGCACAGGAGAAGGCGGAAAGCCCGAACCCAAGGAACACGGCCAGGAGAGCGCCGCAGGGCGAGGGCACGGGCCAGCGAGGGGCGGGGGCGGGAGAGAAAGGGCGGAAAAAACAGCAAGGGGACGAGCGGACCGGGCAAAAGCCAGGGGACCAAGGCCAAGGCAAAGGCGAGGGGGGACAACGAGAGAGGGGCGCGGGGCACAGGAAAAGGCCGAAAGCCCGAACCCAAGGAAGAGGGCCAGGAGAGGGCCGCAGGGCGGGGGGGGGGGCACCGGCGAGGGGGCGGGCGCGAGGGAAAGGGCGGGAAGAAACAGCAGAGGCACGAGCCGACCAGGCAAAAACCAGGGGAGCAAGGCCGGGGCAAAGGGGAGGGGGGACAACGGGAGGGGGCGGCGGGGCACAGGAGAAGGCGGAAAGCCCGAACCCAAGGAACACGGCCAGGAGAGCGCCGCAGGGCGAGGGCACGGGCCAGCGAGGGGCGGGGGCGGGAGAGAAAGGGCGGAAAAAAACAGCAAGGGGACGAGCGGACCGGGCAAAAGCCAGGGACCAAGGCCAAGGCAAAGGCGAGGGGGACAACGAGAGAGGGGCGGCGGGGCACAGGAAAAAGGCCGAAAGCCCGAACCCAAGGAAGAGGGCCAGGAGAGGGCCGCAGGGCGGGGCAGGGGGGCACCGGCGAGGGGGCGGGCGCGAGGGAAAGGGCGGGAAGAAACAGCAGAGGCACGAGCCGACCAGGCAAAAACCAGGGGAGCAAGGCCGGGGCAAAGGGGAGGGGGACAACGGGAGGGGGCGGCGGGGCACAGGAGAAGGCGGAAAGCCCGAACCCAAGGAACACGGCCAGGAGAGCGCCGCAGGGCGAGGGCACGGGCCAGCGAGGGGCGGGGGCGGGAGAGAAAGGGCGGAAAAAAACAGCAAGGGGACGAGCGGACCGGGCAAAAGCCAGGGGACCAAGGCCAAGGCAAAGGCGAGGGGGGACAACGAGAGAGGGGCGGGGGGCACAGGAAAAGGCCGAAAGCCCGAACCCAAGGAAGAGGGCCAGGAGAGGGCCGCAGGGCGGGGGCAGGGGGCACCGGCGAGGGGGCGGGCGCGAGGGAAAGGGCGGGAAGAAACAGCAGAGGCACGAGCCGACCAGGCAAAAACCAGGGAGCAAGGCCGGGGCAAAGGGGAGGGGGGACAACGGGAGGGGGCGGCGGGGCACAGGAGAAGGCGGAAAGCCCGAACCCAAGGAACACGGCCAGGAGAGCGCCGCAGGGCGAGGGCACGGGCCAGCGAGGGGCGGGGGCGGGAGAGAAAGGGCGGAAAAAAACAGCAAGGGGACGAGCGGACCGGGCAAAAGCCAGGGGACCAAGGCCAAGGCAAAGGCGAGGGGGACAACGAGAGAGGGGCGGCGGGGCACAGGAAAAGGCCGAAAGCCCGAACCCAAGGAAGAGGGCCAGGAGAGGGCCGCAGGGCGGGGGCAGGGGGGGCACCGGCGAGGGGGCGGGCGCGAGGGAAAGGGCGGGAAGAAACAGCAGAGGCAACGAGCCGACCAGGCAAAAACCAGGGGAGCAAGGCCGGGGCAAAGGGGAGGGGGACAACGGGAGGGGGCGGCGGGGCACAGGAGAAGGCGGAAAGCCCGAACCCAAGGAACACGGCCAGGAGAGCGCCGCAGGGCGAGGGCACGGGCCAGCGAGGGGCGGGGCGGGAGAGAAAGGGCGGAAAAAAAACAGCAAGGGGACGAGCGGACCGGGCAAAAGCCAGGGGACCAAGGCCAAG